AUGGAUGCCUUUGAGGGCCGCGAGAGCGCCUGGAGGAUCGGGCUGAUCCUGGUAGCUGCCACCGCGAUUUAUCUUGUCCUAUACCGAACAUCCACGAAAUCUCUCUUAAACAGAGUAUCCCUACGAGGCCGGAGAGACUCAACCGCCAAAACCCCACCGCGAUCAUUGUCCCCAGAGGAGAAGCAAUCCAAUAGUGCCACAUCCCCUGCGAGCUACAACCAUGCCCUGCCACCCCAGCGUAGGGAAGCACUCCUACAAUUGCAAGGGAAAGCUAUACGCUGGCGGGAAGUUGAUGAGACCGAGAUGCGUCAAAAUGGGUUGCCCAUGACAGCCGACUAUAGGACCAGCCCAGGCAACUUGUACACCCCGACAGGAUUCUCGGUAGACGAUAUCAAAGCCCUUGGGGACUUUCCCGAUUAUUCGACACUCAGUGGCGUCCCAUUGCCCAACCCUUACCCAGAACAUGAUAUUGAGAACGCCAAGCCGCGGCCUUAUCGGCCAUUCAGAUGGUCUUACCAUCAGACUAUGUCACUAGCAAAACUGGAAACUGACUGGUGGAUUGAGAUUGAGAGCACCUACAAAAGCCGCAUCGCUCAGCGUAGAGCACUCUUCGCCAAGAAUGGCAAGGCAGUCCUGGAUGCCCUUCCCGGCUCCGAGCUGGCCUGCAAGGAGCUCAUGGAGAUGGUUCUCCAAUUCAUCUGCGCAAGAUACCCACAGCACUUUACUCUGGUUGACAAGCAAGUGCUGCAGAACCAUAUUCUUGGCACCGAGCAUGAUCUUCGGACCAAACCUCCGCUCGAGGUGCUUCUCGACAAUGUUCCCGAAGACUUUGCACUUAUGCUGCGGGACGAUCAGACUGGAUUUUACUUCCUCCGCGCCGCUGUAAUCUGUUCAGCGCUUGGAUGGAAUGUUGGUUCGAAAAUCGGGAAGCAGUUGCAUCAGAUUCAUGAAACGAUUCCAGAUUACAAAGAGAAGAUGCAGUUCUCAAUGGACCGAUUCUUCACGAAGAUGCCGACUGAAAAGCCGAUCCAGCGAGGUUCAUGGGGCCUUGAAGUAGGCGAGCCUCUGUAUAUGCCACCAGGAGAUCCCCACGCGGCUCUUCGGUUGUCGCAGGAUCCAGAUCUGCAUCUGAAAGAUUGCAGCCUGCGCGUGGACUGGCAGACUCUUCGUCGCCUACCUCUUUCAGCGUCCAUUGUCUUUAAUUUCAAGGCUGUUUUCACGCCUAUAGUUGAGUUUCGCGACGAGCCUGCCGUACCAGCAUUGGUGGCCAAGAUCUUGAAGGAAGGAAAGCAGAAUCUUCUGAAAUACAAGGGUGUAUGGCAUGUCCAACAUGUUGUCUUGCCCAAAUUGGAGGAGUGGGUAAAGGAGCAAGAGGAGAAGGGACUUGUUCCAAGGGAUUGGCCCGUUGCUACGCUGGAUGAGAGUCCGUGGUUCAGAGGAUGGGAGGAGAAAUGGCACCGCCAGCAAGGGUUUUGA
Molecule: messenger RNA, 1476 nt
Organism: Penicillium canariense
Lineage: Eukaryota; Fungi; Ascomycota; Eurotiomycetes; Eurotiales; Aspergillaceae
Product: heme-dependent oxidative N-demethylase family protein
Exons: 3
Coding region: 1-1476 (491 amino acids)
Source: RefSeq, a predicted model, not a curated record